AUGGAAAGGCCCAACCUGGUCGAGCUGAAGAUGCCGAAUUUGCAGGCCACAUACCCCGUCGGCGAUCCGCCACAGUUGGCAUCCCCGGAGCAGGUGGCCAAAUUCGUGGCCCAUUUGCCAAAGGAACUUCAGGGUGGACAACACAUCAUUUUGAAGGAGAUGGAUCCAGAGCGCAUGCUGGCUAACGCUGCUUUAUACCGGGAGCAGAAGCGAAAGGAAGAACAGAAGCUGCGGGAAAUCAACUUUCCCUGGUGGACUUGGGUCAGCGAAGUCUUCUGCUGCGGUCCCCGUCAGCACUCGAUGGGCUGA
Symbiodinium sp. CCMP2592 is the source of this 309-nucleotide messenger RNA. The record is from the annotation of a GenBank genome assembly. NCBI's taxonomy places the organism in Eukaryota, Dinophyceae, Suessiales, Symbiodiniaceae.